Molecule: messenger RNA, 333 nt
Organism: Somion occarium
Lineage: Eukaryota; Fungi; Basidiomycota; Agaricomycetes; Polyporales; Cerrenaceae
Source: the annotation of a GenBank genome assembly
AUGUUAUGUUGGCGGCUGAGUUCACGUUGGCCCCAGAUAUGUGGAAAAUAUAGCAGAUACUACCAUCCAAAACAUUUGACUCUCCCUACCGUUACGUGGAUUAUAGCUCCGAAGGGGUAUAAAACCAUCGGUAGUGCUUCAAAUCAUCCAAAUAGGCCAUCUUCAGGACCAACUGGUCUCAGUAAGCUGCAUCGAGUCAGCUGCGUCUGUCCGUCGGCGCCCCCAUACGGCCAAGGCUGGGUGACACUCUUCAUUCUUCGUAUUGAACAUCAAUCAAGGUUCCCGGUGCAUCAGUUCCGACUCAACAAAUCUAUGAAGGGUCAUCACAUCUAG